GCUUCAAGCUCUUCCAUUUCCUGCUGAGACGUACGUGACUGAGGAUGCAUCAUUGACCUUGCACUUUCUCUGCUGCUGACUGAAUCUUCUCCAGAGGGUUCAUUAUCUCCACAAAAGAAUGGCUUCUAGCCCUGACAUGGAUGAGAAGAGGCCUCAGUUUGGGAAUCGCUUCCUGAAGGAUCCAAGCCAGGUUUUCCAACACAAUGCAUGGGACAACGUACAGUGGUCCGAGGAGCAGGAGGCUGCAGCUAAAAUGAAGGUUCUGGAAAACAGCAGUCAGCCAUUACCACCAGAGAAGCAAGAGGAGUAUGAAAGCAAAGCUAGCAACUUCUGGGAUGACUUCUACACCAUCCAUGAAAACAGGUUCUUCAAAGACAGACAGUGGCUAUUCACAGAGUUCCCCGAGCUGUCCCCCAGCGGUAGGAGUCAUCCAGAUUCUGCUGAAAAUCAAAGAAUGGACUUUCGGCAGGAAACGGGGAAUGUGGACAAAGUUUACCCGGGAUCCUCUGCUUCCUACCGUCUCUUGGAGGUGGGCUGUGGGGUUGGGAACACUGUCUUUCCAAUACUGCAGACAAAUAAUGACCCUGGCCUGUUUCUAUACUGCUGCGAUUUCUCUAGCACUGCUGUGGAACUUGUGAAGACGAGUCCUCAGUAUGACUCAUCUCGAUGCUUCGCCUUUGUCCACGACCUCUCGGAUGAGAAAUCAUCGUACCCCAUUCCCGAGGAAAGCUUAGAUGUCAUCAUUCUUAUCUUUGUCCUUUCGGCCAUCCUUCCAAACAAGAUGCAAGAUGCCAUUUCACGUUUAAGUAAGCUUCUGAAGCCCGGUGGCUGCAUCCUGUUGCGGGACUACGGUCGCUAUGAUAUGGCCCAGCUACGUUUUAAGAAAGGACGAUGUCUGUCUGAAAACUUCUAUGUAAGAGGAGAUGGCACAAGGGUCUAUUUCUUUACUCAAGAUGAGCUGGGGGAUAUGUUUACCAAAGCUGGUUUGGAGAAAGUUCAGAAUAUAGUGGAUCGGCGGCUGCAAGUAAAUCGAGGGAAACAGCUGACAAUGUACCGCGUUUGGAUCCAGUGUAAAUACCGCAAGCCGUGCAAUUGAAAAAUAUAGGACAAUGUGUCAUUACCCCGAUACCAACACCG
Nanorana parkeri is the source of this 1137-nucleotide messenger RNA. Its product is annotated as methyltransferase-like protein 2. The transcript is spliced from 9 exons. The record is from RefSeq and is a predicted model, not a curated record. Gene Ontology annotation, molecular function: tRNA (cytidine-N3)-methyltransferase activity. The coding region runs from base 119 to 1096 and encodes 325 amino acids. Lineage: Eukaryota; Metazoa; Chordata; Amphibia; Anura; Dicroglossidae.